CACAGACACUCCCACUUUUUUUGUGGCACUUCCCCUUGCUGGCUGACUUAUCAUGGAGUGGCUUGAACUCACCAUGAGUCAGACAUCUGGGGCCUUCAGAGUCGGACAACAAGAAGAAGCCUCCCAAGCUGGCCGGACGAUUCCCCUGGUGACACUGCAUAAAAAAGAUGUCAACGACACCAUUUGACUAUGAGUAUCCCACCGAUGGGUACACGCCUGUUGGUCCAUGUAACAGGGACAGCGACAACCUCCUGGGGUCUCAUCUGUCCUACGUCCUCUACUUUAUGUUUUUCUUCAGCCUCAGUGGCAACAUGCUGGUUCUGGUCAUCAUCCAUCGGUUUGAGAAACUGACCACUGUGACCAACAUCUUGCUGUUGAACCUGGUGUUGUCCUCCCUGAUCUUCGUGAGCAGCCUUCCCUUCAUGGGAGUCUACAUGCAGCUCUCCAGCUGGAUCUUUGGCACGGCCAUGUGCAAGAUUGUCGGAAGUGCCUACUACUUGGGCUUCUACAGUUCUGUCCUCUUCCUAACUCUUUUGACCUUUGACAGACACCUGGCAGUUGUGUACUCCUUGAGCGCAUCACGACUGAGGAAUCAAAAGUAUGCGGUGGUCUCCUGCGCUGUGGUGUGGCUGGUCAGCACCCUGUCCUGCAUCAAGCAGAUGUUUAUCCACAGUGCUUAUGUUCAUAACCUGAAUAACAUAACAUACUGUGGUGAGUAUCCAGGUAAUUUAUCGCCCGAUAACUCAGACACGCUGAGGGAGUCUGGAUUUUACCUUCAGAUCUUUCUAUUCUUGCUAUUUCCCCUCGCUGUCAUUAUUUACUGCUAUGUCAGGAUUGCUAUCACUGUCAUAUCAUCCAGGCUCGCUACCAAGUUCAAAACAGUGAGGUUAAUAUUCAUCAUUGUGCUGCUGUUUUUUGUGUGCUGGACUCCGUUCAACAUUGCACUGCUGAUGCAAGACAGAGACUUACCCUGUGAGGAAUCAAGGAGAUGGACUUACGCUCUUCACGUCACUCGUAUCUUUGCUUACACUUACUUUUGCAUCAGUCCCAUCUUCUACACAUUUGUUGGGAGAAAGUUCCAGAACUAUUUCAGACAGAUGCUGGUGAAACGUUUCCCAAGGCUAAAGAGGCAUAUUUCUGUCAGUCAGCACAGCAAUACCAAUGUGUCCACCAAAACUACACCGAAUGAUCUUUAGGAAGGGGAAGGCCUUUGUUUCUCCGGGCUGUGUUCAACAAACAGUGGGUUUAAAACCUAUGAAGAAAUGCUGUGGGAGUUUUUAGAAACAAAUGUGUAUCUGAUAGCGAGAACUUACACUUUGGGUAGCUGGGUUGCUGAAGAUGUGUUUGGUUAACACAUUGAAAGAGUCCUGAGCUCCAUAUACAAAUAUUAUUGGCCAAGAGUCUAGGAGAUGUUUUCUUACCUAAACUGUUCAGCACGGUGGCACUGUGAUUUGCAAGGGUUGUUCAAGUUUGGUCUCCUCAUGUACCGUUGUUUUUGGCGGCUUUCUUCCCUUCAGGGAUCAGAGGUUUAUUGAUAAAAUUGGGCAACUGUAAAAACAUUGAUUUUGGAGGGCUCUGUAAACCCCCAUUCAUGUCAACCGCAACAGAAACAUUAAAGGAACAGUUAUUAUCCACUCGAUAUCAUGCCAAUGGUCAGUGUUGUGAAGUUUCAUAUUCCACUUGACCAUGCAUUGAAGGUGUAAAUAAUACCUUUUCAAAUCAGUUGGGAUCUCAGGGAAGAGUCGGAUCAUGCCUGACAAGCUGUAUAGAGCCAUCUUAUGCUUUUUAUGGUGGUUUUCCUUGCCUAAGCUACUUAAGUUGAUUUGCGCUUAAGUUUAUUUGCUGUGGAGCUCAUGAAAUAUUUUGUGGACUACAAAACUUAACCUGACUCUCCAUGCACAUAUAUAUUACUACUACUAUAAUGACUACAUUUUUAAAAAUUUUUUGGUGGACUUAUUUUUUUAACUGAUGGGCUAUUGCAUACCAUGAACUUUUCCCCGAUGGUAGAGUUGAGAGAGUUCAUUCACACCCAUCCAUCACAAAAAGGCGCUCCCUGAGUCAUCAUUAAGGCUUAACUUUAACAAUAGCAGAACACUUUGUAUAGACUAGAUGUAUAGUCCUUUAGAUUUUAGCACUUGACAUGAUGAUGUGCUGCAGAGUUGUCCAAGAUGAAUGUAAUUACAAGAAUACUGACCCACAACUCUAUCAAAAGUAAAGGUAGAUUAACUUAACUAGUUCUGCUGCAAGAUUGAGAAUUACAAUAGGUCAGCUGGGGCUGUAUGUGCUGUCUCAUAAGUUUCCACUGCCAACUCAAACCCUAGAAUAAAUGUUGGCUAUGUGCGUUCGUGCAACAUCACAAUGCUUUAUGUUGCACAGCUACAACUAGACAACGUCCUGACGUCUCUUUAAAAACAUCCAUUGGUGUCACACAAAAAUUAAAACACUAUCUUGAACAGUGGUCAAUGGCUUGGAAGCUGUUACACGUAGCUGCAUUGCCACCACCACCCCCUCCAUGAAAGUCAGCUCACAGUCAUGUACUGUGAGUGUAAUACUACUCAUAUUGUAUACAUGUUGAUAUGGUAAAUGCGACAUGUAGAAAUGUAAACAUUUGGGGAACAUGGAAAAUACUAAUUAUUUUGUUCUGCUAACUGAGCUGUCAUUGCCACACUUACUGCUAAUAAAGACAACAUUAAGGGCAUUAAACAAAAUCCAUCAUGUUAACCAGUGAUACGCUCAAAGCUGUACAAGUCAUACAUACCAUGUUUACAUUGUCAUGUCACAUUACAUGUUUAAGACCAGAGUUCUAUAUCACAAGGUGGAGGGGAUGGUGGUGGAGGCGAGAAAGGCUGCCAAACCAGUGGACAUAGUUGUAGACUCUGUUUUCACAUUUUCAAGCAUGACACCACUGGAUAUUUUUAAGGAGACCUUAGCACUAUUCCCAGCCAUGUUUUUGGUGACAAAGUUGACAUUUUACAGUAUGUAAAAUGUCAACUUUGGUCAACUUUAAUGGUUUUGUGGUUAGCGUGAGAACAAAGAGAACAAUAUUAGCUCUGUGCAUCUGACUCUGUUUAACAGCUGACCACAGAGUAUCUAUAACCUGUUCUAAUAUAGUGUGCUUCUGCAAAACAGUGAGUCAAGUGUGCACACUCAUUGUCCAGUCAUCUUCCACAUGGCCUUCAGCCUGUAAAUGGCUGCUUGUGACUAUAUUUGUUUUAAUUUUAUAUUCCAUCUGAUUGUAUUCCUUUGUAAAUAUGUAUUUCAUAAUGAUUCAUAUUCUUUGCUAUGGUGUUUUUCUGUCAAGUUUAAUAUGAGCCACAUUCUACUUAUAAAACUGAGGGAACUGCACCAAAAAAGGGAAUUAAAGCUUCAUGCUCGGUUGGUUUUUGUUUGAUUUAGUUCUUGCAUUUGCCUCUGUAAAUCUAAGCUGUUUGAUUAAAUCAGAUCUUUUAUUCAGCA
This is a messenger RNA of Acanthopagrus latus (yellowfin seabream), 3456 nucleotides long. RefSeq names its product C-C chemokine receptor type 3-like. Gene Ontology annotation, cellular component: membrane. Gene Ontology annotation, molecular function: chemokine receptor activity. The record is from RefSeq and is a predicted model, not a curated record. NCBI's taxonomy places the organism in Eukaryota, Metazoa, Chordata, Actinopteri, Spariformes, Sparidae. Gene Ontology annotation, biological process: G protein-coupled receptor signaling pathway; immune response; chemotaxis. The transcript has 3 exons. Bases 168 to 1196 code for a protein of 342 amino acids.